Anopheles stephensi (Asian malaria mosquito) is the source of this 1875-nucleotide messenger RNA. RefSeq names its product peroxisomal membrane protein PMP34 (gene PMP34). Gene Ontology annotation, cellular component: peroxisomal membrane. NCBI's taxonomy places the organism in Eukaryota, Metazoa, Arthropoda, Insecta, Diptera, Culicidae. The transcript has 3 exons. The coding region runs from base 357 to 1322 and encodes 321 amino acids. The record is from RefSeq and is a predicted model, not a curated record. Gene Ontology annotation, molecular function: FMN transmembrane transporter activity; FAD transmembrane transporter activity; AMP transmembrane transporter activity.
CUGUCACCGAUCGACCGAAAACAGCUUUUUGACAGAGGAUGAGCGCGGAGAAAAUUUCAUCUCAUUCGCCAAUCGCACCCCACUGCAAAAGCGCAUAAAUUGCGUACCUUUGUACGGGCUAAUCCGCGCUUCGAGUAAGCAGGACAGUGUUCAAGUGGUGCACAUUUUUGCGUCAAUUACUUCGCCCGCGGAAGGUCAACGCUACACGCGACACAGUCACGGUCUCUUCAGCCAGCAUGAUAGGGCGAGUUUGACUACCACAGUACUUUAGCCAGAAAGUGAUUGCUGCGACUGUGAUUGUACUACCAGUGUGCCCACUACUCCCGACUACCAUACCAAAGCCACCACAGUCAACAAUGUCCCAGUCGAAGCUGAAGCAGGUGUUUAGCUACCAAUCCUGGGUACACGCGGUGUCCGGAUCGGCGGGUAGCGUGAUUGCGAUGUCGGCCUUCUAUCCGCUGGACACCGUACGCAGCCGUUUACAGUUGGAAGAACCGGAACGGCGCAAAGCACUCAGCACGUGGCGCAUCCUGCGCAAUCUGAUCGAUGAGGAAGGGUUUGAAACGCUCUACCGUGGUCUCGUACCAGUGCUGGAAAGUCUGUGCAUCUCCAACUUUGUCUACUUCUACACCUUCCACAGUCUGAAAGCGUUACGGGGCGGAGGCAGCCAAUCGGCCCUCGGUGAUCUCCUGCUCGGUUCGCUGGCCGGCGUGGUGAACGUGCUGACCACCACUCCCUGCUGGGUUGUGAACACACGGCUCAAGAUGAAAGGGCUCGGUCAGCACGCGAAACGCAGCGGGAGCCACACUGGCAGCGAUGUGCAGUACAACGGGCUUAUCGAUGGCCUUCAGUACAUCGCACGCACGGAAGGUGUUCGGGGGUUGUGGGCCGGUGCGAUACCGUCCCUCAUGCUCGUCAUCAAUCCUGCCAUCCAGUUUAUGGUUUACGAAGCGCUCAAACGUCGCCUCACGGCGGCCGGCACCGGUAAAACACCGUCCGCAAUAACGUUCUUCAGCAUCGGAGCGGUCGCAAAGAUGAUCGCCACCGUGCUAACCUACCCGUUGCAGCUUGUGCAGACUAAGCUACGGCACGGGAACAGUGAUCGGAGUCUGAACCUGCCGCCCGACGUGGACACGGUGCAGAUGCUGCUGAUCAUCUUGAAGCGACAGGGCGUGGCUGGGCUGUUCCGUGGCCUGGAGGCAAAGCUGCUGCAAACGGUUCUAACCGCAGCGCUCAUGUUUAUGGCGUACGAAAAAAUUGCACGCUUCGUCACGUCGCUGCUGCUCUCGUCCAAAGGAGGCGCGGCUGCCGUACGGCAUUGAUCCGCAUUACCAUCGUCACCGUAACCGGUAUUCCAAAGGGCUUUAUCCACCUUUCUCUGUCUCUCUCUCUCCCACUCUCCGCCAUACCCUCCCUUUUCGGGUAAUUAUUUGCUUGCUUAGGGAUACACAUGGAUUAAGGUGUAUUUGGGCGCGCGCUCUACCCAUCGUAGUCUAGUCUAUGACGAACAAAGUUUCAUAUUUUAUAUUUGUUCAUUACAUUCGGCAUUCACUGUCCUUUCAAACUGUGAUGAUAGUAAUCGUCCCUUUACUGACCACAUUCCUGCAUGACCACUUUAUUUAAUUCCUUUUUAAUGAUACUUUACUUUCGUUCGUUUUUUUAAUUGUGUGGCAUUUAUGUGUAUUUUUUUGGUUGAGGAGCUUUACGAUGGGUGUUCCAGCGUAAAGAUUGACUACGCGUAUAAGUUUACGCCUGCGUAGCGUAUAAGUAGAUUACGGCCAAAGCAAAACAAAAAACGCAGUGGGCAUGGGAUAACAUGGUUGAUGGAAUGGAAAUAAAACAAACAAAUGACAUUAAAGAUUCUUUGGUAGAUGA